AUGACAGUUAAAUGUUUGAAUCAUCAAAGAUCACUCGAAUUCAUUUGUUAUCAAUGUAAUAGUUUGAUGUGUUCAAGGUGUAUCACCGGUCAUAAUAAAGAUCAUCCUGAUCAUGCCAAUCAAUGUGAACAUAUCGAUGACAUCAAGGAUUCAUUGAGUACAUUGAAAUUAGAUGAUAUUAUUUACAGCAACACAACAACAAUCAAUAAUCAUAUUAAUAAUGAUAGUACUAAUAAUGACAGUGUUAAAAAUAGUAAUAAUAAUAAUAAUUCUCAUUCAUAUAUCAAUAAUAAACUUAAAUCUCUAUGGGAAUCAUUAAGAUCAUCGACAACAAGAUAUCAAUCAUUAUCAACAACAGAGAAUGAUAUCAAACAACACUUUGAACAAUUACAUCAAUAUCUAAUCAGAGAAGAACAUAAACUACAAAGAGAUAUUAUCAAUGAUAAACAAACAAUCACAAAUCAAAUCGAUAAUAAUAUCAUAAAUUUGAAAUAUUUAUUAAAUAUAAUAAUGUUAUUUAAUAAAUUAAAUAAUAAUAAUAACAAUAAUAAUAGUAAUGAAGAUACGUCAGUAAUUGAAGAUACAACAACAUUAUAUUCAACAACAAUAAUGGAAUCAAUAACAACAAGUUCAUCAUUACAAUCAUUCAUCAAUCAUAAUAAUCAAACAUUAUUCAAUGAACAUAAUUUUAAAUAUAAUAAUUAUUUCAAUAUAGAUGAGCUUCUCAAACAACACGAUAAUGAUUUGACAUCAUUAUUAUUAGAUAUCAUUCAUAAAUACAACAAUCAAUUCAAUGAAUCAACAACAAACACAGACAAUAAUAACUUAACAUUAUCAUCAUAUAAAUUAUCAAUCAAACAGCCUGAUUUCAACCAAUUGGAUUCAAUCAUUGAACAAUCAAUCAAACUUGAUAGGAUAGAAUCAACUGAAUCAAUAAAUACAACAACAAAAAACAACAAUGAUAAUAAACAAUCUUAUAUUUUCACAACACACCAAUCAAGAGGAGCAACACUGAUCAACACAUCAAACAACUAUUCAAUUGAAGAAUUGGAGUUUGAUUAUCAAUUUACUUAUACCACCUCCUCUAUUAUUUCAAUUGGUGAAUAUAUCUAUGUAUUCGGUGGAAUAGAAAAUGAAUGGAAAUGGAUUAAAUUUUCAAUUCGAUCGAAAUCAAUUGAACAUAUUGGUGAUAUCGAAGGAAUCAAAGGUGAUUAUUUGAUAUCAGUUUGUUAUGAUGGUCAAGAUCAUAUCUAUUUAGUGAAUGGUUAUCAUAUUAAGAAUAGGAUUGAUCGAUUCAACAUCAAAACAAUGAAAUUUGAAUCAUAUCAUCAAUUACCUGUUGGAUAUGGUAUGCAAGUAUCAUCAAUGAUCUUCAAAGGUUCAUUAUAUUCAGUAUCGCACAAUCAAAAUAAGAUGUUUCAAUUCGAUUUAACAAACAGAACGAUAACAGAUCAUCAAAUUGACAUUAAACCAUCAUCAGCAUGUCAUGAUAACAAUGGAAAUUUCUUCAUAUUUGAUAUGGCAAGCAAACGAUUCAUCAAAUACAAUGUUGAAACCAAACAAACAAACAAUCUCAAUUCUAUUCCUCUCAAAAAUGGACAGUUUCCAUUUGUGAUAUUUCAUAGAGAAUCACCAACAUCAAGUUAUAUCUAUUCAUUUGGUACCACUAAUGAUUAUCACAUUAGACGUGGUGCAUCUACAUCAAUUACAUUAUAA
Heterostelium album PN500 is the source of this 1716-nucleotide messenger RNA. RefSeq lists its product as uncharacterized. Gene Ontology annotation, molecular function: zinc ion binding; protein binding. The transcript has 2 exons. The record is from RefSeq and is a predicted model, not a curated record. NCBI's taxonomy places the organism in Eukaryota, Evosea, Eumycetozoa, Acytosteliales, Acytosteliaceae. The coding region runs from base 1 to 1716 and encodes 571 amino acids.